UUGGUUGUGAUGGUCGCUGUGAGGAAGCUGAUGGAGAAAUUCUUCACUACGACUGAUUUGAAGUACUUGGAUGACCCGAUGCCCGAUUUCCAUCUCAGAAAGAAGGAGGAUCUGAAGAGACGACAGAGUGUAGGAGAACCGGUUGACAUAGAGCUUGAGGACAAUCAGGCGACUAUCCAUGCAGUGAAGACAGAGGCGCAUCUCCAUAUUCCAAUGGCUAGUGGCAACGUGAUCAAGAUUCCGUUGGCAGCCAUUCAAGAACCGAGUCAUUCGAUCAAUAUGACGAAAGAAGUCAAUAGCAGCGGUAUGUGGAAGCACAUUAGUUCGCGCGACUCGAAAAAUUCCCUCGAUAAGGAAAUGCCGAAGACUGCAGUGUGA
Ostertagia ostertagi is the source of this 378-nucleotide messenger RNA. Lineage: Eukaryota; Metazoa; Nematoda; Chromadorea; Rhabditida; Trichostrongylidae. The record is from the annotation of a GenBank genome assembly.